CAGAACGGAGCUUUGGGUCAUAAAUAUAAUUCAAGUCGGUGAAGGUGUCUGACAACAGCAAAGUUGUAGCCAGAAAUAUUUGAGUUCUUCAUUGGGGCUCAGUGGACUUUUAAAUGUCUUGGGUUUGGACUGAUGUCUUCUCUCACCCGUUAUGGGCAGUAUCGACUGUGAUUUUGGGACUCCUCUUGCGGUCACAGCAGAGAGGGUCCUGGGACACCCGAGCCUGUCUUGUGCAACUGAAGGGCAAGACCGCCAUAGUUACUGGAGCUAACACAGGCAUAGGGAAGUUCAUUGCCCUAGACUUUGCCCGGCGUGGAGCUCGUGUUAUCAUGGCGUGCCGGAGCGAGGCGCGCGGUAGUGCCGCCCUGCAGGAAAUCCGGAAGAGGAGCGGGAACACCAACGUGCACCUGCGCCUGGUGGACACCUCGUCCCUGGCGUCUGUGAGGGCGUUUGUAGAGGGCAUCCUGCGAGAGGAGAAGGAGCUCCACAUCCUGGUCAACAACGCUGGGGCUUCAGGUCUGCCUGGAGAUAUCACCUCCGAUGGUCUAGAGGUGUCCUUCGCUACCAAUCAUGUGGGUCCUUUCCUCCUCACCAGCCUGCUUUUGGACCUGCUAAAGCGAUCGGCUCCGGCGCGCAUCGUCAACGUGUCAUCUAUGAACCACUGGAGGGGCGUGGUCGACUUUUCACACUUCAAGGGCGAGAACCUGGCCUACACCAUGGACAGCGUGUACAACCACACCAAGCUGCACAACAUCAUCUGCACUAACGAGCUGGCACGAAGGCUACAGGGCACAGGGGUGACAGCUAACUCCCUCCACCCUGGGGUGGUGAUGACAGAAGUGAUGAGACACUAUAACUUCCUGGUUCGGUUCCUAUUCAACCUGAUUGGAAUCUUUUUCUUCAAGUCUUCUGAAGAAGGGGCAGUGAGCACCAUCUACUGUGCUGUCGCCGAGGAGAUGGAGGGAAUAACAGGAAAGUACAUUGACAGCGACUGUUCCCUGGUUCUCCCCGCCCACCUGGCCAGAGACCCUGCCCUCGCAGUCAAGGACUUUGAGUUCUGUGAGAGAUUGACAUCCAAGCUCUGAAUAAUUACCAGAGGGUGAGAGAGAAAGAUACGGAGAGAGAGAGAGAAAGAGAGAGGCUAGUUUGCAGUGGGGUCAAAUUCCUUUUGAACUCCAUUUACCCUUGUUAUUAUGAAGGAUUAAUAAAAAAUGCAGGGUCAAUUAUGUCUAUAAAUUCUGUUUCUAUCUUAAGUGUAUUAUUCAAUAACAGACUUUAUAAAAACACAGUUGAAGUUGGAAGUUUACAUACACUUAGGUUGGAGUCAUUAAAACUAAUUUUUCAACCACUCCACAAAUGUCUUGUUAACAAGCUAUAGAUUUGUCAAGUCGGUUAGGAUAUCUACUUUGUGCCUGACACAAGUAAUUUUUCCAACAAUUGUUUAGAGACACAUUUUUUCACUUAUAAUUCACUGUAUCACAAUUCCAGUGGGUCAGAAGUUCACAUACACUAAGUUGACUGUGCCUUUAAACAGUUUGGAAAAUUCCAGAAAAUUAUGUAAAGGCUUUAGAAGCUUCUGAUAGGCUAAUUGACAUCAUUUGAGUCAAUUGGAGGUGUCCCUGUGGAUGUAUUUCAAGCCUAUCUUCAAACUCAGUGCAUCUUUGCUUGACAUCAUGGAAAAAUCGAAAGAAAUCAGCCAAGACCUCAGAAAAAAAUUGUAGACCUCCACAAGUCUGGUUCAUCCUUGGGAGCAAUUUCCAAACGCCUGAAGGUACCACGUUCAUCUAUACAAACAAUAGUACGCAGCUGUCAUACCGCUCAGGAAGGAGAUGCGUUCUGUCUCCUAGAGAUGAACGUACUUUGGUGUGAAAAGUGCAAAUCAAUCCCAGAACAACAGCAAAGACCAGCAAGACCUUGUGUAGAACAGCAAGACCUUGUGUAGAUGCAGGAGGAAACGGGUACAAAAGUAUCUAUAUCCACAGUAAAACGAGUCCUAUAUCAACAUAACCUGAAAGGCCGCUCAGCAAGGAAGAAGCCACUGCUCCAAAACCGCCAUAAACAAUCCAGACUACGGUUUGCAACUGCACAUGGGGACAAAGAUCGGACCUUUUGGAGAAAUGUCCUCUGGUCUGAUGAAACAAAAAUAGAUCUGUUUGGCCAUAAUGACCAUUGUUAUGUUUGGAGGAAAAAGGGGAAUGCUUGCAAGCCGAAGAACACCAUCCCAACCAUGAAGCACGGGGGUGGCAGCAUCAUGUUGUGGGGGUGCUUUGCUGCAGGAGGGAAUGGGGCACUUCACAAAAUAGAUGGCAUCAUGAGGAUGGGAAAUUAUGUGGAUAUAUUGAAGCAACAUCAAGACAUCAGUCAGGAAGUUAAAGCUUGGUCGCAAAUGGGUCUUCCAAAUGGACAAGCAUACUUCCAAAGUUGUGGCAAAAUGGCUAAGGACAACAAAGUCAAGGUAUUGAAGUGGCCAACACAAAGCCCUGACCUUAAUCCCAUAGAAAAUGUGUGGGCAGAACUGAAAAAGCAUGUGCGAGCAAGGAGGCCUACAAACUUGACUCAGUUACACCAGUUCUGUCAGGAGGAAUGGGCCAAAAUUCAACUUAUUGUGGGAAGCUUGUGGAAGGCUACCCGAAACGUUUGACCCAUGCUAAACAAUGGAAAGACAAUGCUACUGUUGUGAUUUUUAUGAAUAAUGACUAAAUGAUGUAUACAUUUAACAUAAGAAAGGAAUGUAUGUGUGUGUCGAAAGAGAACAAAGAGGGGCAUUAACCUAUGUUUAAACCGACCCGGCUGUAACUCUGGGGAGAUAAGAUAGGACAGGGAGAGCCCCUCCAGAGCUCUCGUAUCUGGGGGAGACUGGAACUAUCAGCUGAGUGGUAAUAAACUGUGGUGAGACUCAUGAGAAAAUCCCUAUGUUGGUGUGUAUGUAUGUGUGUAGGGUAAGAGAAAGUUAUAAAAGGAAUGUCUUUGUAUAUGUACAGCAGCGCUCUCGUAAAUAAACCUUGCUGACUAUGGUAGACUGGCCUCUGACUGUUUCAUUUUAAUAAGAACCUUACAAAUUCUUAGUGACAGACAGAGUAUUUUAAUUGAAGUUCAGUUUAUGAACAUUGAGAACAAAAUUCUCAUAACAACUACCAAAUACUAACCGAGUAUAUGUAAACUUCUGACCCACUGGGAAUGUGAUGAAAGAAAUAAAAGCUGAAAUAAAUAAUUCUCUCUAUUAUUCUUCUGAUAUUUCACAUUCUUAAAAUAAAGUGGUGAUCUUAACUGACCUAAGACAGGGAAUUAAUACUCGGAUUAAAUGUCAGGAAUUGUGAAAAACUGAGUUUAAAUGUAUUUGGCUAAGGUGUAUGUAAACUUCUGACUUCAACUGUAUCUUAAAAUAGAUGUAGAUUUAGCCUGUUCUGGAUUUAACAAAGCCGAUUGCAAGAGGGAGGAUUAGAGCUACUCUAGGACUAAAUUGAAGCUUAAAUUAAAACUUCAGAAGGAGGUUUAACUUCUGCUUAGUACUGUUUGUGAGGGAGCAUGGACUAUUUGGAAUAUCUAAAUGAAGACCAACAUGCCUUAGAGGCCAGCCAGAUGAGUACUUGUGGAUAGGAGUAAUCCAUUAAAUUACUUUACUGAAAUAUCUUUUUGAGACCGCUUUCGUACUUACAAAGAAAAUGCAUUGGAGAUAGUAUAAUUUGCUUGAGCCUAGACUUUCCUCUCCGUCUCAAAGAGGAAGGCCUUUACCCAGUUUUGAUUGAGGUUUUUGGCAUCUGGAAUCUUUCAUCGUGAAACUGGGGAUUCGUGUGGUGCCAGUGAAGCAACUGUGUGUAGAAUAGUCUGCAGGACAAUUUGUGAACUGAGGAGUCUUUACAUCAAGUUUCCUGAUGCUGCUGGCAAAACCAACUAUAAAAUGCAAUUCUAUGAAUAUGGGCACUUCCCAGGAGUGAUUGGCUGUAUAGAUGGAUGUCAUGUUCCCAUCAAGUGUCCAUCAACUCCUGAUGCUGAGGAGUACAGGAACCGUAAGAAUUGUUUUUCCAUCAAUGUUCAGGGUGUAUGUACUCCUAAUUUAGAGUUUUCAAACAUUGUUGCCAGUUGGAAAGGUGCAACUCAUGAUUCUUCUCAACUCUACCUGAAGCAGUAUUGCUGUCCUGAUCCUCCAAUGGAAGAUCAGGAUCAAGCAGAUGUGCCCAUGGCUGAGGCAAGCAAUGACCAAGCACUUCAACUAGAUGAGAUGCAUUUAAAUAUGGAAUGUAUCAUUAUGACUUAUUUCUGCUUUUAUAAUGUUUGUUCUGUACACAUUUCAAAUAGUUUGCAGCAAAAUGAAAUGAGUGACUAAACCAAGGCUGGUUUAAAAUGUAGUUUGUGGUGAUUAAAAUACUCUCACUCAUGAAUAUC
Molecule: messenger RNA, 4383 nt
Organism: Oncorhynchus kisutch (coho salmon)
Lineage: Eukaryota; Metazoa; Chordata; Actinopteri; Salmoniformes; Salmonidae
Product: retinol dehydrogenase 12-like
Exons: 6
Coding region: 114-1085 (323 amino acids)
Source: RefSeq, a predicted model, not a curated record